AUGGCCGACUCCGAUGGCGAAUUCCAGGCUGAUGAUGCCUCUGAUGACGAGUUCGGCGAUCAUCAGGUAACAUCCAGUACCCGAAACGAUACGCGAUCGAGGAAUCGGACCGAUAAAAGCAAGAAGAGUACUCGGAAAGGCGCGAAGGCCGCCUGGGAAGAUAUUCAACGGUCGUGGGACACAGUCGUUGAAGAUGCCGACGGUACGCUCACGGGAGCGAUCGAGGGUCGUGCCGAGGCGGAGAAGCGGGCGCGACUGCUUAAGGAUACCACGCCCCUACAACGCGGUAUCAUACGACACCUUGUUCUAGUUUUAGAUAUGUCCUUCGCCAUGCUCGAGAAGGACCUGCUGCCUAGCAGGUACGAACUGACCAUGGCUUACGCCUCCCAAUUCGUGAGAGAAUACUUUGAGCAGAACCCUAUCUCUCAGCUAGCGAUCAUAGGAAUGCGAGACGGCGUCGGAGUUAGGAUAAGCGACAUGAGCGGAAAUCCAACAGACCACCUAGAGAAGUUACAGGGUUGGGUCAAGCAGGACCCUCAGGGAAACCCAAGUCUGCAAAAUGCCCUGGAGAUGUGCAGGGGUGCUCUAUUCCACACACCAUCACAUGGAACGAGAGAGGUCGUGAUAGUCUACGGCGCCUUGAUGUCUAGCGAUCCGGGAGACAUACAUGAGACCAUUAGUGCUCUGGUCGCCGAUAGGAUACGCGUAUCUAUAGUAGGCCUCGCCGCACAAGUAGCUAUCUGCGACGAACUCUGCUCGAAAACCAAUGGAGGGGAGAACUCCAGCUAUAGUAUAGCUUUACACGAGGAGCAUUUUAGAGAUUUACUCAUAGCAAUAACAACGCCCCCCGUCACGCGUACGCAAGAGCAGAGCAACGCCAGCCUGCUCAUGAUGGGCUUCCCCUCGAGGACGCUCGCGGUCGGCGGCAAUACCCAUUACUGCGCGUGCCACAACCGGCCAACGCGCGAAGGCUACGGCUGCACCCGCUGCGGAUCGCGUGUCUGCAGACUACCCGCCGAGUGUCCCGGCUGCGGACUCACACUCAUCUUAUCCACACAUCUGGCCCGAUCAUACCACCACCUAUUCCCACUACGCAACUGGGUCGAAGUACCAUGGACCGAAGCCAAGCGCUCCAAGGCCUGCUACUCGUGUCUGACCCCGUUUCCCGAGCCUGCCAAGACCAAAAUCUCGGUCAAGGGCAAGGAGAAGAUCAAUGCCGCAAAACCGCUGCCGCCGAGGGGUCUCAGCGAGUCUGGUAGGUACGCGUGCGAGGUCUGCAGGAAUCACUUCUGCAUCGAUUGCGAUCUGUUCGCUCACGAGGUCCUGCAUAAUUGCCCCGGAUGCCAGAGCGAUACUCGAGGCGCCCGGGAUAACGAUCCCGGCGGCGGCGGCGGUGGUGGUGGUAUUAGUAACGGCGCUAUGGAGAUCGAUUCGUAA
This is a messenger RNA of Daldinia childiae, 1437 nucleotides long. RefSeq names its product TFIIH basal transcription factor complex p47 subunit. The coding region runs from base 1 to 1437 and encodes 478 amino acids. The record is from RefSeq and is a predicted model, not a curated record. Lineage: Eukaryota; Fungi; Ascomycota; Sordariomycetes; Xylariales; Hypoxylaceae. Gene Ontology annotation, molecular function: zinc ion binding. Gene Ontology annotation, biological process: regulation of transcription by RNA polymerase II; DNA-templated transcription; nucleotide-excision repair. The transcript has 2 exons. Gene Ontology annotation, cellular component: transcription factor TFIIH holo complex; transcription factor TFIIH core complex.